AUGUCUGCGCUUUUCAACUUCAAGUCCCUGCUGCUCGUCAUCCUGCUCUUAAUCUGCACGAGCACCUAUGUCCACCACUUUACACCCGGCAUCAUGGACCGGAACAAGAACGGCUAUAGUGUCAUGGGUAUCUUCUGGAAGUGUGCAAGGAUAGGGGAGCGACUAAGUCCGUAUAUAAGUAUCUGCUGUGUUAUCAUGGCUGUGUCCAUGCUACUCAGCUAA
Molecule: messenger RNA, 222 nt
Organism: Trichoderma breve
Lineage: Eukaryota; Fungi; Ascomycota; Sordariomycetes; Hypocreales; Hypocreaceae
Exons: 4
Coding region: 1-222 (73 amino acids)
Biological process (GO): intracellular transport; protein secretion
Source: RefSeq, a predicted model, not a curated record